UAAUAUAAUAAUAUUAUAUUAUUUCAUCUGUAAUUUAGAAUUUCUUCUUUUCUGGCUAUUGAGUUCCCUGGCUCUUAGAAAAUUUGGUUUGAGGAAAUCCAGGAUCUCUGACCUUAAAAUAAAAAUCCUGUCCUCCUAGGAAGAGGCCCAGAUGUCAACAGAAGAGAGAACCAUUCAGCAGCAAUCCCCUCAUGCCUUCUGUGACAAAUUUCCUAAGUUGAUCUGGAAUCUAUAUGACAGAUUGUUGGUGCCAAAGGCCAACAAACUUCAUCUAUGUGAAGUAUGGACCUUUGGAAAAACAAGAAAAUCCAAUUAGAGAAGAAAACCCAGAAUGAGGAAGGCAAAAGGUUUUGGUUUGUUGUUUUUAUUUUGCCAACUCAACUAGAAUGCAAGAAUCAGAAAGUUUAUAUCUAGAAAGGGAAAUAAAAAUACAUACAGAUCAGUCUCAAAGCUUUGCCUUUCAUUUAUUGGUCUCCAUGCCCAAUUAUAUGCCUCCCUUUCAAAUCAAUGUAUUCAUUUUUAUUUUUUUUUAGCCCAUGGAAACCUAAUACAAAAUGGCAGGAACAUAAUUCUAAUUUAUUUCCAUUUCAGAUUUUUAUACCUGUAAUUAUGUUUGUGUUAAAUUAGAUGAAAAUGUCAAUCCACCAAUUUGCUUCUUCCUUUGUAACCUUUUGCAUACAAAGUUUAUCAUUCUGACAAAUAAAAGGCCCCUUCAACCUUGACACCUAAGAAGAAAUGCAAAUUGUAUUUUUCCAAAUUAGAAAACAACUAUCAAUCAUGUCAUUUAAAAAUUAGGUGAGGUAGCCAAUGAAGUUUGAAUUCUCUAGCUGUUUGGAGUUUGUAGGAUUAAAAUAAGACAAGUUAAUAUUAAAAGAGCAAAAUUAGCGUGUGUAGAUAUUAUAAUUGUUAAUUCAUGUAACCCAAAUAUCAAUUGAGGGCCUGAAUAGACUGCAGAUUCCCUUUUAGGAAAAGCAUUUUGAAUCUUUUGCUUGGUUUCUAAAGUGUGCAUACAAGUCCUAAAAUACAGAAUUCUAGUUCAAUUUCAAUGAAAUAGAAGCAAGCAUUUUCCAAGAUACCUUACCCUAGCUUUGUCCCUUCCCAGAAACUAUCCCAUUUCUUAUUUAUAUGUAACAUUUCAUUUCACAAAUUGGUACAUCAACCUUGGCCUUUCAAAUAUGAGAACCUGUUUUCCUGGCUGUUAGCUGUCUAAGAGCAUGUCUUUCCAAGUGUCAAGCCAAGCUAAGCAAGUCCCAGAGGAGAGGAGCUCGUUCCUCCUCUCCUCUCCGGUACUUUUCGUGGCUCCCUUUCCAUCAGAGGCCUUUCCUUUGCUCUCCCUCCUCUUGUACUCCAAGAUUACCACUGUCCCUGAAUUUCCUGCAGGCAUAUAUUAUGAUUCCUAUUUUACAGGUCCUAAUCUAAAAUACAGAGAGCUUAAAUGACUGAGCCAGAUUAUAAUGGAGAGGCAGAGGGAGAGGUGAGACUAGCAGGUCCGUAUUCACACUGACCUCAGGGUCUUGAGUUUUUCAUUUCUCAAAGGCAGGACUUGUGUUUGUUUCUGCGGCUUUGUACAGUUCCUAUGAAGCACGUCUACCCAGAGGUUUUUCUUUAAUGAUGAUGCUAUGCCUUGGUGUGAGUGAUGUUGACAGCUGCCUCCAUGGUGAAUUUUAUAGGACCCCCCUCAUCUGUCAACCUAACUCCCUUCCUGUCCCAACACAGUGUGUUUGGAUUAAGUUUUGUCUUCAGCAUGUUAUGUUCAAAUGCAAAUAAGUUUCCCUGGAAGGAUAACAAAUUAUUCUCCUUUAAAUUUAACGUAUGUCAUUUAAUCAUAUUCUCAGAGAAAAAAGCAGAUUCUAAAUCGUGUCUUUCUAACUCAAACACAUGAAUCUAAAAUGGGAGUGGGUGAGACAGACGUAUGGAUGUACUUAGUACUGAAAACCUUACCUAUGCUCCCACCCCUCCUCAAUUCUUGACCCCUGCCACUGUGCUCUCUGGAAAUCAGGGUCCAUUUUCAGCAUAAUGCUUUCUACCCUCCAUCUGUCUUCCGAAUGUUUUCUCUACCCUCUGACUAAAAGGCUGACUCUCCCCCUGAGAACCUAGCUUUGCUGAAACUCCCUAAGUGGCCAUCUUACCUUACACAGUCCUUGUCCUUCUGGGCCAGGAGGGGAAGGAGGCUAGAUCUCCUCGUUGCUGCUUUGAGCAUUUUGCCUAUUUCCCUUCCCUUCUCCCUGAAAACCCAUUUUGUACUUUCCUCAAGAGAUUACAUCAUACUCUACCUUUCAUCGUUGCUGUCAUCUAUCCCCUCCUGGGUCGCCCCGUUUCUUUUCUCGAUCAUUUCAGCUCCAAUACUAUUCUUGCUUUAAUUCUUGCUGAAUUCAAUAUACAGAUGGAUGAUCAUAUUAAUACUCUGGUCCCUCUGUUCUUUGAACUUUUUAAACAGUCUUGUCUUCUACUUAAGUCAAUUAUUCCCAUGGUCAUACCCUCCAACCUUUCUCAAAGAGGGCUCCUCAUUUGAUCCACAGGAUACGGUAAAUAAUUUGAGUGAAUAUUUUCUAAAAUCUCUCCAGGAUAGUACAUAACUAAUAUCAUUCUAGAUUCAAAGGAGUGAAGUUAAUUCAUUAUGUAUUUUAGAUACUUAUGGCAUUAAAUCUUAAUUCUCUCAGGGAAUCCCGGUUGAGAGGUCCUGCACCAAAGAUUGCAAUGCUGCAUAAUAAUCAUUUGAGGAUUCUAUCUCUGACAACCUCCUAUCUUUCCAGUUUCUUCUCACUAGUAGCCCAUCCCCCUGUCUCGAUCUCCUUAAUGACAGCUGUGAAGUCUUUUUGUAUAGAGGUGACACAUUCACAGGUUCUGAUAAUUAGGAGGUAAGCAUCUUGGGGGCCAUUAUUUUCUUUACAACAUGGCCCAAUUUCAACAAUCAUUAUCAAGAUUAUAGAUGGUGUUAUGUUCUUUCAUCUUGAGGCAUAAAAUGUCUAUUUGUCCCUCUUUUGAUGAUGUUUAAUGCCUAGUAAUGAACCCACUAAUUCGUUCAAGUUUGCAAAAUAAUGCUUUUCAAAUUUUUCACUUCAUAUUAAUGGUUGAACUAAUCUAUAAAGAGAUACGUCUCUUCAUCUACUAUCUUGUUACCCAUUAGUAGAGUACGUACAGGAAAGGGAAGAUAAAUGCUUGAUACUGUCCUUUUAUUUACCAGUUUUCAAGAAAAUGAACUUAUUCCCUAUCAUUCUCUGAAGGUGAUCAUUUUUUUCGGUAUCAUUGUGAACUCAUGUCUUGAAACAUAUUUGACAGGUUCAGUCCAUUCCAACUAUUGUGUUUUUUGAAGCACAGCUUGUUCCCUCUUUGUCCAGUGUAAGCCUAUUCAAGUUAGCUCCUGGAUCCAAUCCAGGAUAGCACAUUGCAUUUGGUUGUCACGUUUUCUCAGUCUUCUCUGGCCUACAACAGUUUCACAGCCUUUCCUUACUUUUCAUGUCCUUUACAGUUAUGUGAGUUCUGGUCAGAUACUUUAUAGAAUAUUCCUCGAUUUCUCAUCAUUAGGUUGGUUUUUUUAUCUUGGAAAAAAAUACCACAGAGGUGAAACGCCCCUCUCAUCACGUCAUUUCUUGGGAUAGGUGAUAUCAACACGACAUUAGUGGUCAUGUUCACCUUGAUCACUGGGUUAAGGUCUAUACAUUUUUGUUCAAUUAUUAACUGAAAGUAUUUUCCUUCCACUCUCCUUCACACAGCUCCAAACGACAUGCACUUAGUUUCUUUGAUCUCUUUUAAGACAUUAGGGACUGCAACUUUCUUCCUAAGGGCCCAGACAUAUGUGUUUUAAAUAUUCAGAAUUUUAACCCUCUAACUAGAAAAAAAUAGGCACCUCCAUGCGUGAUAUGGUGUAACGAUUUGAGGGAUAUACCAAAUGCCAUUCCAGGAAGGCUUGGCUUUUUGAUAUCCUUCAAUUCAUAGUAAUAACAUUCAUAUGGUGAGUUUUCAGAGACUACAUAGUGUAAAAUUGAGAUUGUACUAAAAAGUUUAAAGGGGAUCAUAGAUUCACCACAGAACUUGCUUAACUGACGUCUGUCAAGAUUUGGUUUGAUCCUAGUGAAACCCCAGCUCCCAAUGCAUCUCUCCCCAAAGGCUAUUUCAGUGACAGCAGAAAACUGAGGAUCUUACACUCUCCUGACCCAUCAGAUCCAAUUUGGGCAUACAUGAUUUACUGCUAGCAACAUCUUUUUUCCUGCUUUAACAUAAAGAGCAAAUGGGACAUUUCACAUACAUUACUGCAAUUAGUUCAUCAACUUGAACACAUUAGAAAGUGGAAAGGUAAUGUUAGUCACGUGUCUCCACCCACAUUACAAUAUAAAGCAACAACUUUGCUAGUCCAGUGGAAAAUCAGACACUGUUUGGGGUGACAAUGUUUGCAUUAAGCCUGCUUGUUUUUGUGAGUUUAAAAUGGUAAUCUAUAAUAACAGACCACACAUUUUUGAGGAACUCCAAAGACUAUUGGAUACUUUUCUUUUACACUUGCUGCCUCCUUUUAUCCCCACAUAUUCCCUGUGAGGCAUGGUUCUUAUGCCUAUUUACAAAUGAGGAAGUGGAGGCUCAGAAAACUUAAGAAUGGUACCCAAGGUCACGUAUCUUGCAAGUGAUGCCCGUACAGGUUCAUUAAAUCACUCUUUCUUCCCAUCUAAGACUGAUGCUGUGUUUUUGCUUUCAUAAAUAUGAUUUAUUCCCCCAAUGGAAAAAAAUCUAAACUCACCAGUUAUGAGAGAAGGAUAUCUAAAUUAAGGGAAAAUCUGAAUAAGAGAUUGUAUAGUAAUAAUUAUCUACUAUUUAUUUAGCACUGGCUAUGUGCUAGAGUCUAUAGUUAAUUCUUAAACCACCCUAUAAAUUCUUUCCUUUUUAAUGAGAAAAAAUUGAAGUUCACGUGGAUGAGUUAAUGUAAAUGAUGCUAACUCUUGUAGCACAUAAAUCCCAAUCUCAGUGGUUUAAGAUAAUAAAAGUUAUUUCUUGCCCCUGCAGGGUCCAAUACAAAUGUUCCUGGCUGGUGAAUAGCCUUCCGUGUGGUCAGUCAGGGCCCGGGCUCUGCCACCCUUUAGGGACCUGCAGUCUUCUCCGGAAUGCUCUGUGUGUUCCUGUUAGAAAUACUGUUUAUACAAUUAAUAUAGGCUUUAUAGGGUAACACCAAAUUAGAUUUCAGUCUUGUUCCUUCUGUGUUAUAUCAAUUUCAGAUUGAUGUUCAAAUUAAUGCAAGCUUCCUGGGCACAGGAAGUUUUAAUGCACUGGAACUGGAAGUGGCCUAUAUUUCUUUUGUUCAUAGUGCAUUUGCCAGAGCUCAGUCACAUGGACACUCCUGCCUGCUAGAGAGGCUGGGAGACAUAAUCGAAGUGCAUGCUCAGUAGGUAGGCGAAAUGGGUUUUGGUGAACACAUAGCAGUCUUCCACCCUUAGCAACUUGCUCAAAGUCAUAUAGGUAAUACUUGGCGGAACCAAAACUUGAAUCUGUUCUGAUCCAAAGCUUAUACUCUUUUCACUACAUUAUACUCCUUUCAGAUAUUUUUUAAAAGAAAUUUAGUUUUAUUAUUUUCAAGAAUAACUCAAAUUUUCUGUGGCAAUAUCAACUAUGGAUAUAAAUAAUAUCACUUUAAUUAUAACAAGCCAUAUUGGGCUGAAUCCUUAAACCUCACUCCUCAGUACUGCCAAGUACCUUCUCUAGUCCCCACGUUGUCCCUUGUCCAUGAUUAUAUCUGGGACUCCCAAAUGUCUGAGUCCCAUGUGCUCAUGAACAUGUCCUGACUGUCACUGAAUGGCAGCCACCUUGUUCUUCCCUCCAGAAUCAACAGUGCUGUAAAAUCACCAGUGCUUCAUAAAGGAAGACUUUUCUCCUUACCCUUCCCUCCAUUUUGUCACCUAAUGAGUCAUCUAAUGACACAAGAGCCCAAUGACAUACACUCACUACUGAAAAUACCUCCUUCAGGUUCUGUCUAUCAUCCUUCUCUCCUCAGUCUUCAGAUAGUAUCCAUGAGCCUGCCAGAGAAGCAGAUUCUAAAGACACAUGACUCUACCCUCCCCAUCACCCACUGCUCCAGUGUGGAUCCCUUCCAAAUAAGAGCUCUAAACUUCAACCCAGAGCCUUGGAGAUCUCUAACUGCCUAUAGAAGAAGUGAUACUGAGGAGGAAGGAAACAACCCCAGAGACCCACAGGUUGGAUGGAAUCAUAGAAUGGUGGCGCUGGGAGAGCCAAGGCUCUUCAAGCUCAGGCGUGGUUUCAAAUUGAUCCUUCUUUCUCACUUCAUCUUCUGCCGGCUCCCCUCAUACGCUCUGCACCUGGCACACACACUUGAAGGUACUGAGAGCAUCCCCGCCUCGAGGCUUUUCCCCUGCCUGCACUCUGCACCUGAAAAGCCAUGCUCAUAUAUUUUGAAUGGUGUUUUUUGUUUUUGUUUUUGUAAUCCUUUAAGCUCAAAUGUUUCAUCCUCAAGGCCUUUGACCACCAUAUUAUUCUCCAUCCUAUCUUGUUUAUUUCUCUUAUGGCACUUACCAUGGUUUGGAAGUUUCCUUCUACAUUGUCCGACCCUCCUGCUACAGUGUAAGCUCCAUGAGGGUUAUUUACCACGGCCUGCCCGGCCUGUAGCACAGAGUCAGCAUGAAGCGGAGGAAGCGUCACUGUUUCAGUCUCCUGUGAUCAGGAAGCAGACUUUCCAAUCCAGCUACAAGUCACAUUCCCACUCACUCAAAAGGCAUUUAUUUAUUUACCACUGUACGAACCACGCCCUAAGAGGUGCUUUUCCAGGCAGACUCUUAUUGAUCUGUUUGUGGAAGGCAAUGUCUUGCUGUGCUCAGUGUAGACUUCGAGUUGAGAUCCACCGUGCCCAUUUGGGGGGUUAGCAUUUGUACUCAGGAGAAGCGUCAUUAGCUGGCACAAUAAUGGUUCAUGCCCCUGUCUGUCGUUGCUUCCCUGGACAUACUGUCAUGCCAUAUUCCAGUGAUGGCCACCCUCUGCCCCUAGCAAGGAGAGUUGACAAAUUAGCUUAAUCUCACUCACUCUCCAAACACUAACCUGUACCAUCCUUGUAUUUGUCUCCCUUAACUGUCCUUUUGUUGACAUUUAGUUGCAAUAUCGUCAAUUUAUGUCCUCUUUCUCCAUCUACCAAUACUGUACCAUUUCCUUCUGUUUUUACAACCUAAUCCUUGAAAACACACACUUCUUGUGAUAUUCAUGCCCUUAACCUUGACUUCUUAACUCUCUCCUCACCCCAUCUUUCCCUGUGGCACCAUCAGGCCCCCUGUUAAGUUCUCUGUUCUUCUCCACAAAGCAGAAGCUGCAUUCCAGGUCUCUCCCGUGUUUCUUCCUCUGCCCCUCAACUGGCCUGACCACAACCCUAUUCCUAUGUCGUAUUUGCAGUGUGACCUGCACAAAGGGACAAUGCCUAGGGCCUACAGGAGGCUUAAGGACACUGAUUUUGUCAUCAGACAGUUGCUCCGGUCCUGGUGCUCCCAGCUUCUAGCUUUGUAAUCUGAUGAAAGUCGCAACUGCUGUGAGAAUUGACUCCUGCAUAAAGAUGAAAUAAUACAACUUCAUGAUUUUUAUUGUGAGAAUUAAAUAAUGUAUAAUGGCCUUAGCGAAGUUUGGCACACAGAACAUAGACAAUAAAGUCAGCUAUUUCUUUAGAAUAGUGUUGGGAGGUUCUUCACCAUCGAAUAACCAAAGCCUAAAAGUACAGCAUUAGUAGUUUCUUUCUUUGGAAUAAGCAUUCCUUUCGUGGUCCUUUAGGAAACAAUAUACCCUUAGGGCAUUGUAUCCAUCAGGAUUCUGACAGGAAACAGAUGGCACACUCAAAAAGUUUUAACUAAAGAGAUUUUAAUAAAAGGUGUGGGCAGAAUUGAGAGGAACUCAUAAGGGAUGAGGAAGCUCCCAGGGCCCAACAACAGCAAGGAGCUAAUACUGCCCGUAGAAAAUAACACGGUGCCAUUCCAACAGCAGGGAAUAAUACAGAAUAAAAUUGCAGCUCAUUGUUUGAGCUCCCACCCUGUGUCAAGUUAUGUGCUAGGCUGAUUGACCGCUCUAAAAGAGCUUAUAGUCAAGUGGGGUGGUGGGGGACACAAGCUACUAACUGCAGUGGUCCUCAGACUCCAGCUUGCAUCAGAAUCAGGCGUGGGACUUAUUAAAACACAGACUGCUGGGCCCCAGCCCCAGAGUCUCUGAUCCAGGAGCUCUGGGGUGGGGCCUGAGAAUUUGCAUUUCCAACAAAUUCCUGGAUGAUGCUGAUGCUGCUGGUCCAGGGCCCCACUUUGAGAAGCAUUGAACUGUGACAGUAUAACAGGAUACUAAAUACAACUAUUCCUACAGUUUGGGGAGCAAUGCCCUCAAAUUUGGAGAACAAGUGACAGAUCAGCUAUGCAGAAGAGGCUACGUGUGUGUAAAGCUGCCUUCAUAACGCUUAGCUCACUAAUCCCUUCAAGGCUGUUUAAGUUUAGGCUGGGAAAUGGAUCCGAGAGCCCCGUGGUAAGGGCUACUCUAGAGAUAACCAUCAGAAUACCUUGGUCAAGUGGAGGGGCUUUCAAGAAAUCCAUGUGAUAGGUGUCUCCUGGAAUUUGGGGGGUGUAGGAACUGGUUCCCUGAUACACAGCUGAAAAAUUUAAAAGCACAAGGCCGGCUAGAGAGGUGCAAGCAAAGACACAGGCAGUAUUGGGAAUGGCCUACACUUCCGUGGCUUGCUGGAGCAAAGAUGGGUGAGUUUUUCCCUAGGUCUAAUGGACUAUCAAAAAACCACUAGCCUGGAGUUGUCUUAAAGAAGAUUCUGUCAGAUUCAUAACCCAAAAUAUAAAAUGAUUAUCCACAGGUCCAUACUGAUAUAAACAAAUGAUUGAAUAAAUAAACAAAUGGAUGAGAAUAGACAAAUCUCCCAUGCAGAAGAAUUCCAAAUAAUCUCUGUAGCUACUUUCCUCAAAGUGGUGGAGCAUAACUCCCCCUCCCUCAGUGUGGACUGCACAUAGUGACUUCCUUCUAAGGAGCACAGGGUGGAAAGGGAGAAACAUAGAGUCACUCUCGAGGAGAGAAACCUGACAAACACAACCUCAGUCAGGUGAUCAAGGUCAACAUCCACCGUGAUAAGUCAUGAUAAGAGCAUGUACCCUUGAUACCGUAUGAUGACAAUGCCACUUUACCUCUGUGGUCUUCUUCCCCCGAAGCCCGUAACCCCAGUGUAAUCGUGAAAGAACAUCAGACAAAUCUCAAUUAAAGAGAUUCUACAAUAUAGCUGACCAACAGUCCUCAAAACUGUCAAGCUCAUCAAAACCAAGAAAAGUCUGAGAAACCCUCACAGCUAGAAGGGGCCUGAGGAGACAUAAUGAAUAAAUGCAAUGUGGUGUCCUAGAUAGGAUCCUGAAACAGUAAAAGGAUAUUGAGUAAAAAAAUAAGAAAAUCUGAAUAAAGUAGACUUUACUUAAUAAUGAAGUUUAGAUGUUGGCACAUUAGUUGUGUCAAAUGUCCCAUACUAAUGUAAGAGGUUAACAAUUUUGGGAAACUAGAUAUAGAGUAUAGGGGAACUCUCUGUACUGUCUUUACAACUUUUCCAUAAAUCUAAAACUAUUCUAAAAUUAAAAGUUUGUUUUAAAAAUCAUCCACCCAGUUGAUCAUCUGAGGGGCAAGGUGAGGAUUGGAGGACGAUCCUGCUGGGGGGAUGGGCAUAAGCCAGGGGUGAAGGGAGUCAUUUAUGGCCAGCUGGAAGAAGCUUAGCUUGUUCAGGGAAUGAAAGUAAGAUGGUCUCGGUGGCAGAGGAAGGACAGGGUGGCUCUCUGAAGACCCCACCAAAUCCCCACCAAAGAAAGAACCAACGUUUGGUCAUCAGACAUACACAGUUGGCCUUAACUCCAGAAUACAACCGCAUUAGCCAUGUGACACUAGAACUUUCCGCUGAAUUCACUACUGUCACUCUCACUCCCCUGUGCUCUCCACCCCCAAACAAGCAGUAGCCUAAAUAAGUAGUUACUAAGUGAGAGAGAAAGAGGAGCAAAGAAGAGAGAAGAAACCAACCACCCGUGCACUUGGUAGAAUUUGAAGCCCCCAUGUGGCCUGAAUGAUAAGAAGGGUUAAGCUUUGUGUUGAAUGACAGAAUCAAUUACUGAUAGUUGAUUUGUCUAGACUUUCAGUUUCUACAAGCAUACACCAUUUGUUAAAACUUGAGAAUGAGUGGAAAAGCUACAGGAUCUCCCCAAGACUAUACAGAAGAAUAAAGGGAAAAAACUGUAUUCAAAAGCUCAUGUUAAAAAGGCGUUAAGGACAAAAAAUCAAGUUGCUUUCUGCUUGUAUCCUACUCUGUUCAGCUUGUUCAAAUAACUUGUUACAAUUCAUUGUACUGUGUUCUAUUGAAGAUGUAAGUAGGAGAAGUAGGAAAAAUUAUAGAGGUAACAUUUCAGGUAGAUUGGAGUGAUGAAUAUGAGUUUUCCACUGAGGGGUACUGAAUUAAAGCAAAGGGGAGGAAUUUCCAGGUCGCGUGUGGGUGUGUGCACGUGCACACAUGCACAAGCACACGUACACCCUACAGCAGAACACAGGAGCAAAGGCAGGGGCGUGAUCAGUGCAGGGCAGGCCUGAAGCACAGUUCAGUGCAGCUGGGGGCUAAGGAUAUGUUACCUGUUCCUUGCUAAGAAGAGACUUGCAGUAAAGAAUGUGGUGUAACUUCUCCAAGAGAAAGUUAACAUGGACCUGGCAUGGAGAAGAUGAGGGAAUGGAUCAAAUUGACAUUUCUUGAGUAAAAUGAAUUCCUCCUGGAGAUUUUGUGAUGUGAGGCGUAAAGGAGCAACAGGAAUCAAAGCCAACUUUCCGUUUCAAGACCUGAUAUGGUUGAUUAAUGACACCAAAAAUCAACAUGGGGAAAUCAAGGAGAGCAGGUUGGAUGUGGGUCAAUGUGUGGUUCCAGGUAGUCAGCUCGGUUGGAGACUCUCGGGGACAUCCAGGAAAAACCAUUAUGCCACUCAGAGUGCGAAUUAAUUUCUUAGUAAACUCGUAUGCUUCCUUGUAAGCCUAGCUAAAGCGUGCCUUCCUCUCAAAGCUUCUCCGAUAACGCUUUAUUCUUAUUCUCCUCUAGUCCCUUAUUUCCCUCCAAAGCACAAUCAAUCACUCCGUUCUAUGUCAUCAACACUGAACAAACCUCUAAUACAGUACUUAAAUCAAUGCUUCAUCAGUGAAAGGGAAUUCCUUUCCCUCUAAUUAAAACUUGCUUUUAGAGGAAGAUCUAAUAUAUUUAAUUACUAAUUAAUUAAUUACUAAUGAAUAAGAAGUAAAGAAUUGACAAGUCA
Equus caballus (horse) is the source of this 11270-nucleotide messenger RNA. NCBI's taxonomy places the organism in Eukaryota, Metazoa, Chordata, Mammalia, Perissodactyla, Equidae. The record is from RefSeq and is a predicted model, not a curated record.